CCUUCUUGCGCCCCGUCAUUCUUGUUUGCCUCCCUUUUCCUUCUUUCGUCCUCCCAGUAUUUCUUUUUUCUUUUACUUUUCUUUGAAUACUAUAGAAAGGGAAAAAGAGGGGAGGAGAAUCAACAAUUGUGACUUGACCCUUCCCACUUUGUCAUUCAUUUCAUACAUAAAAAACAGACAUCUUUCCCAAAUCGAUUCUCCGCUCUUCUCCAACUCUACAUUCGGAAUUUCUACCUCACAUACGCUGUGAACCCCCCUCCAAGUACUGCGCAAUCUAGAUUUCUAGGGAAAUUGUCACCUUCCAUUCCUUCGGUGGACUUACGCCUCAUUCGCUCGACAGGGUCAUCUGCAAUACUUCUGCCUACUGGCCGACUUGUACCAUUUACAGCAGCACUGCGAUACCGUCGAGUCCUUCCGCACCUCGAUUGCGACAUCUCCAUUUCGAUGCGAUUCACGGAUGCUUUCUCGCACAUGGUCUGAUACCCUUUGACGUGGAUCUACAGUAUAUGGAGGAGCUGGUCUCCCGCGCCAACAGCAGCUACGAUCCACUCCCAGCUGGGGGAGAUGUACAUCUCUCCAGGGUUCUCCCUUUUCGUGGAUCUCUAGUCACCAUUGGCUACUUUUGACCAUGUCUCCUCCUUCUAGCGAUAUUCUAAAAAGUCAUCGAGAUGGUGAACAUACGUCGCUGCCGCACUCGGCCAGUUAUAACCACCUUCCAGAUCUUGUCGCCUCGGAAUCUACUUCUCCCACCCUCCGCAGGACGUUUUCAGACCUGACCUAUCCGAAGGACUCUACGUCCCCAUCGCCCUCCAAGGAGGACGUUGCGGCGGGGAAGGACAUUCUACGACGAACUUCUCUUCGGUCCAAGGAGAAAUCGACCAUUACUGUCUCUCGGUUUAGUGUUUCCACUGAGGAUGUGGCCGAUUCUCCUAGCGCAGAGCUCUCUGGGGCUCCCCCAAAAGUCCCAGAGUCGACGAAAGUACCGGAGACAAAAGCUCCGGAGCCUGUCGCACGCCCCUCUAAAGCCCGCUCGAUGUCCGGAAGAUUGGUCAACCUUGCCCGCAAGCCGUGGAUGUCAAACUCUCCUACUAGAUCCCCCUCUCCGUCCGCUAAGGGCUCCGGGGGGCGGUCAUCACGUACGGAGGAACAAUCUCCAUCAAGCUCGCCAGCGCCCCAAUCCAAAAACCUCACGUCGCUAGAUACAGUGACGGAAUCGGAUACAGGUGUUCCUUCGCGCAGGCGGACAAUCCUGAACAAACGGCCUCGGCGGCCGAUGGUAGCGGUUGUAACACAAAGCCAAGCAGAUAGUCCCACUACCCCCAAUAGCAAUACUCCGUCACCUUUCACGCUAACGGCUAAGAACUCGCUGGAAAAGCUUACAUCGUCGUUCAAUGUCACAACGCCGGUUCUUCCCCCAAUGCCUAAGACAGCGGUUGCUUCUAGUGGCAUAGAUUUCGCACGCAAGAAGGAUGAACUCUGGGGGGUCUUCCGUGGUCUCGAGGCCGAUUUCCAAAAAUUUCAAUCCAAGUCUAGUGCCCUGAAGGCCAAUGUCAUUCGCUCUGCCCUUCUUCCUUUUCUCAACCGCAAUCAUUCUCACCCGUCUUAUAAAUCGCUCAGGCCAGAAGACCUGGACCGCCGAAUUAACAUCCUUAACAAGUGGUGGAUAGGAUUAUUGGAGAUGCUCAAUGGGAAGCACAAUCAAUCUAUAUCUGGAACUGAUAGGCCGGUCUAUCUGGAGGCAGUUGUUGGCAUCAUGACUCGGCCUGAAUGGAGGAUCCCUUUCCCUUCGCCGCCGUCCGAUCGAAAUUCACCGAAACCUCUACAGCACGCGUCAACUUCAAUCUCGGAAAGUUCGGAUGGCUCGUCAAGCUCGGAUUUCCUCGUUGAAUCGAUUCACCAUAAUAUAAGGAACAUUUUCACGCAAAAUUUACUAUCCCAGAUGGCUUUCGUAGUAGAACGAAUGUCUAUGAGACACGCUCCGGCCAGCUUGGUAGCUUUUUGCGGAAAGGCAUGUGCCUAUGCGUUCUUCUUCUGCCCAGGAGUGGCAGAUAUCCUUGUUCGCCUGUGGAACACGCCGCCAAACAUCUUCCGACGGGUUCUUGUCCAAUCGAAUGUUGACAGCAGUAUCGGCUCGCGCGCAUUCACCCAGGACUUGGCCCUGAACUUCCCGAUGGCUCUUCGCUCGUUAUCUUUCCAUGGCCACACGCCAUUAGUUCGCUAUCUCCGCCGAAAGCCCGAUGUUCCUCUAAGCACGGCUCAGAUUCGGUGGCAGAGCCCUUGGGUUUCACGAUGGAGCGGUCGUGAUAGCGAUCUUUUCUUCGUCUUCGUCAAAUAUAUACACAUCCUCUACGCCGAUGCGUUACCUACCGAUAUUGAGAAAGAAAAGCGGAUUUUGGCGCCAGGCUUGUUGCCAAUCCAUGCACAGCUCCUUGUUGUGCUGGAGGACACACUCUAUAAACAGUCAGUCCCGCAGGCGCCGCCAAACUCACACACUGCUGCUGCGAUUACGUUCGACGAUUUCAUCGAAGGUGCUGAUGCAGCGGUCUCGGCUCUUCCUUUGGGGGCCGCGAACAGCCAUCGAUCGAUGGCCGAGAAUCGUCUGAUUAUCUUACUCCGAGAUUUUCUUUCUGAAUCUUCCAUCGAGCCAAACCAUGCUCGACUACUAUAUGCUGAGUCAUUUUCCAUGGUUAUGAAAACCGCGGCUGGGAAAACCUCGCUGUUUGACCAUAAUGCUUGCUUUUUGCUUUGCGAUUUUGUUGAAGAGGUCAUGCCCAUAAUCACGCGAUAUUCCCAGUCUGUUAAGUCGGACUUAUUCGAUUGGAGAUUCUGGCUCGAGGUUUGCGAUCGGAUGAUGCAAAGCCAUAACUCUCUUACUGAAGUUCGCGUGUUUUCGUUUCUCUUCUGCGUUUGGAGCACAUGGACCGCAUCGGAAGAGAGAAAAGCGAACCUUUGCUUACAGUUCCUCCUGAAAGAGUCGCUAUUUUACCAUUACUUCUGUCAUUGGAGUCCUAUGGUUCGUGCCUACUUUCAUCGUCUUCUUUGUUGGAGGCUGGGUAGAUUUAACGGCGACCCGUCGCCGCUUGACUCGACAAUUUAUGAGGUGCUUUGGAGCCGGUUACAGAGUCUUUGGGGUUAUUAUCUCGCUUUUCAAUCAAAAGCCGAGGAGGAACUCACGGCACCGCUAUCUUCAGCGCCCUGUACGCCAGCACCCGGACGCAGAAUCAUCAUCAUCCGAUGUGACAAUCACUUUUCCCCAGCUAGUCUUUUUGUCUCCUUUGACCGCGUUAUCCCUGCGGCGCCACCCGAGCAGAGCGCGGCAUCUGUAACCAGCAGCCCCUCAAAACCAGAAUCUACUUCUUCUGAGACCCAGCCACCUCCUAAGAAGAGAUGGAAUAUCCUGAAGGCUAUGUUCAGUAGUUCUUCAAGAUCGAACGGCGAGGCGUCUCCUUCCAGUAGCUCGGAGGAGUCAUUGGACACGACUGGGUCUGAUAGCACAGCAUCUGCCGAGAAACGCUUGGAUGAGUUUGCCCGACCGAAUGAUAGCUUCGGGGAACUCUCUCGACCCAAGACAGCACAUCAACCUUACUCCUUCAAAUUUUCACUGGAGUGGAUGGAUCGGCCCCAGUGGCCCAGCAAAAAUAAGCGUCUUUUCACUCCCUGUCUACCUGUGGCAGCUCAGCUACACCUGCAGCUUCGAAGAACCGCAGACCCGGGUGAAUCGGACACUGACCUAGAGGAUGGGCCAGAAAUGCACGAUGCUCAGGAGACUUUGCCAUCAGCCAAUGAGACGAAGAAUUCCACAAAUACUACUCCGGUCCCUCAAUCUGAGAAGGGCUGCAGUAAACCAGCCCCCCAAGUUGCAACGAGCCACCCACUUGUUGCGAGUAAGUACGUGGGCCGUGCUCUCGCGGAAUGGGCGCAGAUCGUCUCAGAAUGUGACAGUUUCUUUGCUCGGAGACGCGAUGAGGGCGUACCGUGCGAUCGGAUGGUGGAAACCCCAACGCUGGGCGUUGAAAGCUUCAGAAAAUGAGCCAAUGCAGCAGGCUGCCAUAAUAGCAAUAUGUCAAUAUGCUGGAGAGGGGUACCAUGCAAUAUGUAAAUAUACCGCAUCUUUUUUUCUUUUCUGCUGCAUUUCUCCAACAUUCCUCUUUUCCAGGUGCUGUUUUUCAAUGAGGGUUUGGUGUUCGCUCGGUAUAGCAUGCGGAGUUGUUGUAUAACAACGCUAUGUAAUAUAUCUAUGAGAUAUUGGGUUCCUUUCUUUUGUAUAUAGUAGUGGACCCUUUUAAAAUUUAUAAUGACUGAAUAAAAGAGAUAUUCCAGGGAAGCAAAAAUUCGGAGUGUUACAAUCUGUAUUUGCGCCAUUCUUUAGUUUUCGCAAGGAUGCUAACCUUGGGGCUGAGAG
Molecule: messenger RNA, 4402 nt
Organism: Aspergillus alliaceus
Lineage: Eukaryota; Fungi; Ascomycota; Eurotiomycetes; Eurotiales; Aspergillaceae
Exons: 4
Coding region: 629-4030 (1133 amino acids)
Source: RefSeq, a predicted model, not a curated record